This is a messenger RNA of Belonocnema kinseyi, 3913 nucleotides long. Its product is annotated as armadillo segment polarity protein. Gene Ontology annotation, cellular component: adherens junction; catenin complex. Gene Ontology annotation, biological process: cell adhesion; positive regulation of transcription by RNA polymerase II. Bases 126 to 2561 code for a protein of 811 amino acids. Gene Ontology annotation, molecular function: alpha-catenin binding; protein phosphatase binding; cadherin binding. NCBI's taxonomy places the organism in Eukaryota, Metazoa, Arthropoda, Insecta, Hymenoptera, Cynipidae. The record is from RefSeq and is a predicted model, not a curated record. The transcript has 10 exons.
UGAGAGAGGUGGACGCGUGGAGACUUUUACUCGUUUUAAUGAGUUUGAGACACUAAAAAUAGUCGGGAUAUUAAAAAUUCCGCUUCUGCAAUAUCUGAAAAACCGUGCGGAUAUCUGUCUGAACCAUGAGCUACCAAAUGGCUUCAAACCAAUCCAGACAAAUUUUACACGGAAACUAUCAAGAUCCUGGUGACCUGCCAAUUGGUUCCGUGAAGGAGCAGACCCUAAUGUGGCAGCAAAAUUCAUACAUGGGUGACUCCGGAAUUCACUCAGGGGCUGUCACACAAGCACCAUCUCUCUCUGGAAAAGAGGAUGAAGACAUGGAGGGAGAUAAGCUCAUGUUUGAUCGGAACCAAGGCUUCGCUCAAGGGUUCACCCAAGAUCAAGUUGAUGACAUGAAUUCACAAUUGAGUUAUACUCGUUCUCAGAGAGUGCGAGCUGCCAUGUUUCCAGAAACUCUGGAAGAAGGUAUCGAGUUUCCCUCGACACAGUACGAUCCAGCUCAACCGACAGCCGUUCAGAGAUUGGCAGAACCAAGUCAGAUGCUCAAGCAUGCCGUCGUGAAUCUCAUCAACUACCAAGACGAUGCAGAUCUCGCGACUCGAGCGAUUCCAGAAUUGAUUAAACUCCUGAACGACGAGGACCAGGUUGUCGUUUCACAGGCAGCAAUGAUGGUGCAUCAGCUCUCGAAGAAGGAAGCCUCGCGUCAUGCCAUCAUGAACAGUUCUCAGAUGAUUGCUGCAUUGGUACGCGCUAUUUCCAACAGCGACGACCUUGAAUCCACGAAAGCUGCUGUGGGCACUCUGCAUAAUUUGUCACAUCACAGACAAGGUCUCUUGGCCAUCUUCAAGAGCGGAGGUAUCCCAGCGCUUGUAAAGUUACUUAGCUCACCUAUGGAGUCUGUUCUCUUUUACGCCACCACAACUCUCCACAACCUUCUCCUUCACCAAGAGGGAUCUAAAAUGGCUGUCAGACUUGCCGGAGGUCUACAAAAGAUGGUCGCUCUUUUACAAAGAAACAAUGCUAAGUUCUUGGCUAUUGUGACAGACUGUCUUCAGAUUCUUGCAUACGGAAAUCAAGAGAGCAAGCUGAUCAUCCUCGCGUCUCAAGGACCUAUUGAAUUGGUCCGCAUCAUGCGCACCUACGAUUACGAGAAGUUGCUCUGGACUACUUCCAGAGUUCUAAAAGUUUUGUCCGUGUGCUCGAGCAACAAACCCGCAAUUGUCGAGGCUGGUGGAAUGCAAGCAUUUGCAAUGCAUCUUGGUAAUCCAAGUCAGAGACUAGUACAGAACUGUCUUUGGACGCUGAGGAAUUUAUCUGACGCCGGUACCAAAGUGGACGGUUUGGGAGCCCUGCUCCAAGGAUUGGUGCAAGUGCUUGGAUCCAGUGACGUGAAUGUCGUUACUUGCGCAGCUGGCAUUCUCUCGAAUCUCACUUGCAACAAUCAUCGCAAUAAGGAAACGGUAUGUCAAGUUGGAGGAGUCGACGCUCUCGUGCGUACAAUUGUAAAUGCAGGAGACAGAGAAGAAAUCACAGAACCAGCCGUAUGUGCCCUACGGCACUUGACGUCUCGUCAUCAAGAAGCAGAACUCGCACAGAAUGCUGCACGUUCAAAUUACGGUAUUCAAGUUAUCGUAAAACUUCUUCAGCCACCUUCCAGAUGGCCAUUGGUGAAGGCAGUAAUCGGAUUGAUUCGAAAUCUGGCUUUGUGCAAUGCAAAUCACGCACCUCUUCGCGAACACGGAGCGAUUCACCAUCUUAUCAGACUUCUCAUGCGAGCGUAUCAAGACACGCAGAGGCAACGGUCAUCCGUGGCGAGCGCUGGAAGUCAAGUACCCGGAGCCUACGCAGAUGGAGUUCGUAUGGAAGAAAUUGUUGAAGGUACCGUUGGGGCUCUUCACAUUCUUGCACGAGAAUUGCAUAACAGAAGUGUCAUCCGAUCUCAAAACGUCGUUCCAAUUUUCGUUCAGUUGUUGUUCAACGAGAUUGAAAACAUUCAACGUGUUGCGGCUGGCGUUCUGUGUGAAUUGGCAGCGGACAAGGAAGGGGCGGAAAUAAUCGAACAAGAAGGAGCAACUGCACCUUUAACAGAACUUCUGCAUUCAAGAAACGAAGGUGUUGCCACAUAUGCAGCAGCAGUUUUAUUCCGCAUGUCAGAAGACAAACCACAAGACUACAAGAAAAGACUUUCCAUGGAAUUAACCAAUUCUCUUUUCCGCGAAGACCCUAAUUUAUGGAACGGUGGUGACUUUGGAAUGGGUCCUGAUUUACAGGACAUUCUGGGGCCUGAUCAACCCUGCUAUGAUGGUAUGUAUGGACAAGGACCUCCUAGCGUCCACAGCAGCCAUGGAGGUCGAAUCUAUCAACAGCAAGCAGGUUAUGACCAGAUACCAGUAGAUUCAAUGCAAGGAUUGGGAAUAGGCGGGGGCUCGCCUUAUGGUCAAAUGGAAACCAUGGAUAUGGCCCAGGAUGGUGAUUUAAGUUUCGAUAACCUCGAAGAGCUUCCUGCACCGCCCCAAGAUAACAACCAGGUGGCCGCAUGGUACGACACGGAUCUCUAAGUUUAUUCUGCCGUCGCCCAGUGAAAGGAAAAAAAAACUAAUUGAGGCGAAUGAAAGUCUUUGAAUUUGUUUGAAUCUUGCUUUCUGAUUCGUCUAAAGAAAUUAAGACGCAUUGACAAAGAAAAGAAUUUUUCUGUCAGUGAGCAAAAAAUAUUAAGUUUCGCAAGAAAUUAAAAGCUGCGAAUCAAGAAAUGUUAUCUUAAACAAAUACAAAAUUAGUGGUCGUAGUUUAUGCAAAUUGUUCAGUGUGGCGAUGAAGUAAUUAAGAAAUCCAAUAGCUUUGAGUUCAAAAACAAAAAUAAAACCAACAAACAAUGAGAUCUGCUAGAAUGCUGAAUUAGAGGACACUUUAUUCAGAUAAUUUAUCCGAAAACGAGACACGAGUCAACUGAUUUCGGCGACGAUGAUGCACCAAAAAGUUCGAGUUUUCAAUAAAAUUCUAAAAGGGCUAGCAACCUUUAACCUAAGUAUAUAAAAGCGUUUGCAUUGGAAGAAAAAUACUGAAUGUAGCAAUAAUAUAAUGAUAAUAUUAACCAUUUAACUGGUUAAUGCAUUAUUUUUAAAUAGGCAUGUCCCAAGGCUGGUAUUAUGGCGAGGUUUGAGUGUAGAUGAAUUUGGACGGUGGGAAUUGAAUGCGUCGUUUUCGAGACUUGAACCAGCGAUCCCUCGUGUCGAGAGCGCCACCACUGAGUUAAAGAAAAAUUCGUUUUGUCCUCCAUUGUAACUGAUGUACAUAUAUAUAAAGAGUGACUUUAAUGGAGUAAAUGUACAUAUUGUAAGAUGUGAUAGAAAUAUAUUUUAGAUCCAUUUGUGACUGUAUACCUUUCUUUAUCAGCAGUGAGGUAGGGGUGGCAUUUGCUCUCUAAAGUAAAUAUGAUGUAUGAUUCUAAAAUUUGCGUGAAUUAAUUUACACCUCAAGAGGAUAUUACAACACAAUUUUUAAUCGAAAAAAAUUAUUCAAGGCUGUACCCAAUUAAAAUUAGUUUAUUUAUACUUACUAAUUUCAGUAUAAUAUUUGUGCUUGUUAGUUCGCACUGAAAUUAUUAAGUAAUCCACCAAUCAAGGUGUAAUUUGAGAUAAGUGACUUAUAAGGAGACAAGGGAUGGAUUUUGAUGCUUAUUAAAUCAUGCACUCAUAAUAAUGAAUAAUUAUUCGUCAAUUGUUCUCCUCUUUUAUUUAUGGUGAUAAUUUUAUAUUUCGUUUUAUUUUUGCGUGUGAAUUUUAUGAAUGUCUUUUUUGUAAACUCCAACAUAGCGCUUCGAUUUUUGCGAUCAUGUGUCCUUCAGAUUUAAAGUGAAUAUAUUUUAUUCAGCUUGUGGAUAUAAUAUACAUAUCUGAAUUUUACCCCUAAA